Erpetoichthys calabaricus (reedfish) is the source of this 4321-nucleotide messenger RNA. Its product is annotated as gastrula zinc finger protein XlCGF57.1-like. The record is from RefSeq and is a predicted model, not a curated record. NCBI's taxonomy places the organism in Eukaryota, Metazoa, Chordata, Cladistia, Polypteriformes, Polypteridae. The coding region runs from base 393 to 2405 and encodes 670 amino acids. Gene Ontology annotation, cellular component: nucleus. The transcript has 4 exons.
UGACGUCACCGAAGCGACACCAAGUGAGACGGUGCCAGGUGUUUGCGCGGCUCCCUAAUCUUUCAGAUUGGCAGAUUAAGGAUUAAGAAUUGACGCUCGUGCGGCCUGGUUGCAGAAGUGGACAUAUGAAACGGAAAAGAAAAGGUGGUGGUGGAGGUUAAGGAAAUACUCGGUCACCAUAGACUCCCAUUCUGUCAGGAAACACUCUUCAUUUCUGUUCUCCAUGAAACCAUGAGAUUAAAAUUUUUUCUUUGCCAUCACUUACAGACCUACUAGGACACUCCAAGGAAACGGUCACUUCCAGUAACAAGUACACAAAGUGAAGCAGGUGCCAAUCUGUCCAGAGGCAGUUAAACGUUUAAUAUAAACAUGAAGAUGUGGUCUAUGAAGAUAUGAGUAAGAGCGAGGAAGGGGACAGUCCAGAGUUACACAGGAACCUACUGGUCAUGACUACCAUGGAGGAAAGAAUUGUGAACAUUAAGGAAGAAGACAACUGUGAAUGGGAAUCAGUGCACCACCAGCAGGACAAUCCUGGCAUUAAAAAGGAGGAGGACUGUGAAUUGGCAAUAGUGGGCAUUAAAGAGGAAUCUGAACGAAUAUCUGCUAGUGCUGACAUUCAGAAAAAUGAGCCUGGUAGAGGUGUCAAGGAAGAAGACGUCAAAUCAGAGUGUGUGUGCCGGCAUGUGUCUGCAAAUGAAGAAGGCACUGGAUCAGGCCACCUGCAACACGGGGACCCCUCACUACAGCAGUGCCCUGUCCAAAAGGAACCCUCAUGUUCAACUUCAUCUGGGGAAGAUUCAGAAGAGACUGGCAAUCUCGGCUCAGGCAUGUUUAAUGAGAGUACUAUUCAGUGUCAACCAGAACAAACACGGCGAGGUGAAAAUCUAAAGAAAGUGACAUCUCUACCAGGAAGUUUGUUGCUGGCCUCCUUCCUUCACUGCUGUGUGCCUGAAGUGAUUCAGAGGGAAUUAGAUUCAAUGAACACCGAAAAGGAACAAAAUCAAAAUAUAGCAGAUUUAGAUGUGUGCACAGAAAUGGAGAAAACAUCUAAGAAUACGCUUCAAUGCAAAGAUAAGCAGGGUCAAAUGGAACAGAAACCAUAUUGCUGCUCUGAAUGUGGAAAUCAAUUUUCAAGCCGACACAGUCUCCAGAUACACACAAGAGUUCACAUUGGAGAGAAGCCGUAUUGCUGUUCCAAAUGUGACAAACAAUUCUCUUCAUUGUAUGGUCUUCACAGCCACACACAAACUCACACGGGAGAGAAGUCCUAUUGCUGUUCAGAAUGUGGCAAACAAUUCUCCAGGAGUAGCUACCUCAAGACUCACACAAAAAUUCACACUGGAGAGAAGCCAUAUGCUUGUGCUGAAUGCGACAAACAGUUCUCCAGGAGUAGCCACCUCAAGAUCCACACAAGAAUACAUACUGGAGAAAAGCCGUAUUGCUGUUCUGAAUGUGGCAUACGAUUCUCUUCAAGUUAUGGUCUUCAUAGCCACACAAGAGUUCAUACAAGUGAGAAACCGUAUUGCUGUACUGAAUGUGGCAUACGGUACUCUUCAAGUUAUGGUCUUCACAGCCAUGCAAGAGUUCAUACAGGAGAGAAACCAUUUUGCUGUUCUGACUGUGGCAUACGAUUCUCUUCAAAGUAUGGUCUUCACAGCCACAGAAAAGUUCAUGGUGGAGAGAAACCAUAUUGCUGUUCUGACUGUGGCAAACGAUUCUCUGCCAGUAGCAGUCUUUGGUGCCACCGAAGAAUUCACACAGGAGAGAAGCCUCAUUGCUGUUCUGACUGUGGUAAGCAAUUCUCAACAAGUAACAAUCUUCAGAUUCACAGAAGAAUUCACACUGGAGAGAAACCAUAUUGUUGUUCUGAAUGUGGGAAGCGAUUCUCACAAAUGAAUGGUCUUCAAAACCACACAAGACUUCACACUGGGGAAAAGCUUUAUUGUUGUUCUGAAUGUGGAAAGCGAUUCUCUAACAGUAGCAAACUUUGGAGUCACACAAGAGUUCAUACUGGAGUGAAACCGUACUGCUGUUCUGAAUGUAACAGGAGAUUCUCAACCAAUGGUCAGCUUCAGAUCCACAUACGAAUUCACACUGGAGAGAAGCCUUAUGGCUGUUCUCAGUGUGAAAAACGAUUCUCCACUAAUAGCAGUCUUCAGAAACACAUAAGAAUCCAUACUGGAGAAAAGCCGUAUUGCUGCUCUCACUGUGGCAAACGAUUUUCUGACGGGGGUGGUUUACGCCAACAUGCAAAAAUUCACACAGGAGAGAAGCCGCACUGCUGUUCUGAUUGUGGAAAACGAUUUUUACACAAAAGCCAUCUUCAAAACCAUACGCGAAUUCAUACUGGUGAGAAGAGAACAAAAAAAAAGGAGAUGGCGUUAACGGAACCUUGUAAAGAAUAGGUGAAGUUGCGGCAAAUUCCAAAUGAGUAGCGUUAUAACACACAAAAGCAGGAAAUUUACAAUGGCUAUUAAUACCUUGAGACACCUCACAGUAACCUAGAGGAUCCAAAUAUAAAUAUUGAAAGAUAAUGAAGAAUGUUUUUUUCAGUGACCGCUUAACAAAAACCUAGAGAAAAAGUAAAAAUAAAAACAUCUCCAGAAUGCCGUAAGUGAAAGUCCAUAGAAACACAUCAGAGUAGAGUGGAUGGUCAGACAUCAAAAACCCCCGCAUGAAGGAAAAACAGUAGCCUGUUGGUAAUGGCUAAAAAAAUUUAGAAAUGAUGAUGAAAACUGUGGCUAAUUGAAAGAUGUCUGAGCCAGAUGGCGUCCACAACCUUAAGAUACUAACAUUCCUGCACAAGAAUUCUGCACACUUGUGACUUAAACCUUCUUGUCUGUUAUCAUCCCAUGUAAGCUGUGAGAAAUGACAAAGGGGACAAUGCAGUCACAAUGCAAAACCCUAUCUGCAAAUGGAAGAGAAUAGAAGACGAGAAAUACAAGAAAUGUCAUCACUAGGCCGUGACGCACGCGUAUCAAGUCAGAGCACAAAGCCAAGUGAAGAAGUAACCCCAACAGAAACUUCAUUUGUGUUUCAUAUGUAGCAAUUGACUUUCCAGUGACAACUGCCUUGAGUGCAACACACUUGACUCAGGACAGGUGCCAUGUUGCUGUUGUGAAUGUGACCAACAGUUCUUUGACAGUAAUCUUAGGAUGCUCUCAGUAAGUGACUUUGGGCCAAAACUCAUUUGCACUUCUGAAUGCGGCAUCCCGGUUUCACAAUAUAUUGAAUUUGUAUUGUGUUGAAGUCAUCCCUGGUUUGUGAUUGCUCUGUUGUUGUGAUCAACUCCAUGUAUGCGUUAAGCCUCUGACGGUUCAGUGUAUUUUAAUCAGGUUUGUCUUGUUCUUUUAUUAAUCCUGCCCUAAGCCCAGCUACACCAACCAUCGGCCAUCACCAUCGUUUUAUCAAAUCAGGCAUCAACUCCACAGAUGACAUUUCUUUUGGAUGUGAUGCUGCUAAGGUUCAGGUUUGCUGUGAUCUUGUAAUGGAUGUCACAGGAUGGAGGAAUAUGGAAAAUGAAGAGAAAACAAAUGGUGAUGCUUUUUGUUUAUUUUAUUUUACAUAAACGUGUGGACGUUUUCAAUGUUUAAUAUCAAUAACAUCUGUAUUUAGCACAUGGCAAAAGCACUCAGACCCUCGACCAAUUCUGUAAUAUACUGAAUAGCAGAUCUCACACUGAAGGUUUCUUUUCUUUAAUAUUUACAUUUCAAAGUACUGAAACUCAAAAUUAGUGUUUCUGUGUGACGUUGUUCAAAUUAUCAUUUUGAAUUUUGGCGCUCCUUUAGUUAAAUUAGAGAAUUUGACACUGUUUUUGAAUAAGAGUAUAUUAAUAAGGAUGAAUUUGAAGGCAAUAUUUUGAAAUGUAAUGUGAGAACCACUAAUAACUGAGAUAUUGGUAAGCAAGAAAUGUAAGACUAUAUUUUGAAAUGUGAAAUAAAACCAAAAAAUAAUUGAGAAAUUUGAAGUGUUGGGAAAUACAAAAGAAAAAAUCAGGUGUCUGUUGUUUUCUAUCCCGUUCGAUUAUAGCGGCGACCUCUGAACGUUCAGUAGCUGUGAACACCUGGAAAGGUUCAGCAAAUCAGAGUGGACAGAAAACUGGGAGACGGAAGGCACCAUUCAGGACCAUUGUCAGAAUUAUAGUUGGUGGGGCAGGUAAGAAGUUCAAAAACCAGUUGAGUUGAGACCUUAGACCAAAAAAACAAAACAGAUUUUAGUCCAAAAGCUGUAAUAUUACCUUGGGUUACGUUCCUCAAACUGCCACUCCUGCAAAGUUUGUUUUUAGUAAGCAUUAGGUGAGACUUGAGUUUAGCUGCUGCAA